AAUUGAGGUGCCUGAGAUGGGGCCAGACACUUGGAUGGGGGCGGCUUGGUUCUCGCCAAGCGCUGACAUGCGAAGCUAAUGGGCCAAUUUCCCUCCCCUGACACGAUCGGUGCCGUCUCGAGGUGCUAUUUGAUCGAUCCCGGGCCCCGGCCGCCCUGCUCUGGCCAGCCCCGUCGCCCAAAUUCUCCCGUCUGUUGACUGUGUCUGAUGCGCCCAGCCAGCAUCACCAUCAGCCGCCCUGUUGCUUGUCGGUGCUUGUUCUACUCAAGGCUAGCUUUCCUGGCCUGUAAAGCCGGCCAGCGAUCGACAUCUCACCGGGCCCAAGGGAUACGCAUAUAAUUGGUCUGCCUCCUGCUCUUGUGAAACGGUAAGACAGGAAUCCUUCACCAGCGGCCGAAACAUCCAGUCAUCAAAAACCCCUUGCUCCGCCCGCCUGGGGACGGACAGUUGGACAAUAUGGCGGCGCCACCACCACCACCACAACCACUACCACAGGGCUACGACGACAAGCAGGUGUGCUACGCCGAGCAGCACGACCUCGACAUGUCAAAAAGCUCCGUCGGCCUGCACUCGGACGCGCCCGUUCCCGUAUCCGUUCCCAUCCCUGCAUCAGCAGCAGCAGCAGUGGCGGCGGCGGCAUCAGCAGCAUCACCCUGGCCAAACAACUACCAGCAGCAGCAGCAGCAGCAGCAGCAGCAGCAGCAGCAGCAGCAGCAGCAGCAGCAGCAACAGCAGCAAUACUCGCCGCCCCCACCGUCCAGCGCGAUCCCAAACUACCCGACGGACCAGCACGGCGCCUACCCGGCGUCGGUGGCCCCCUCGACGGGCUGGUACUCGGGCUCCCCGCCGCCGCCGCCCUCGGCCAUGUACGCGCCGACGCACGACGGGUUCGGGCCGCUGCCUCCUCCUCCUCCACCCCCGCAUGAGACGGCUGCGCGGGGCGGCGGCGGCGGCGACAAGGACGGCCUGCGCAUCCUGGGGCUGAGGCCCGCGACCUUCUUCCUCUCCAUCGCCCUGGUCCUUGUCAUCGUGGUCGCCGCCGUCGGCGGGGGCGUGGGGGGCUCGAUGGCGGUCGAGAACGCCAAGAGGGCUGCCGCAGCCUCUGCGUUGUCGGGGAGCGGGACGCCAUCGGCGGCGGUUGCCAGCACGGUGACGACGACAGUGUCGGUGCGCGCCACCGGCGGCGGCGCGUCGGCGGCAGAGACGACGCCCACGCCCACGCCCACGCCCACGCCCAACCGGACGGCCAAGAUAGCGGUCCCACCCACGCAGGGCGUCAUCGACUUCGACUGCACCAAGGUCCAGCCGACGCUCAACAUCAACCUCGACAAGCGCUUCUCGUUCGAGACCCUGUGCGGCCAGGACCUGGUAGGGGCCGGCAUCGACAUCCUCGGCAUAAUCGUCUACAACCACGCGCACUGCGCACAGGCGUGCGCCUCGUACAACCGCAACCUCGGCCGCAACGAGUGCGUCGCCGUCUCGUUCCAGGCCGACCUGGCGGUCCUGUCCAACUUUGGAAACUGCUUCUUGAAGAACAGCACGGGCUCGGUGGACAGGAAGUCGAACACGCAGAUUUCCUACAAGCUCAAGCUGGAUGGGUAA
Molecule: messenger RNA, 1602 nt
Organism: Gaeumannomyces tritici R3-111a-1
Lineage: Eukaryota; Fungi; Ascomycota; Sordariomycetes; Magnaporthales; Magnaporthaceae
Exons: 2
Coding region: 457-1602 (381 amino acids)
Source: RefSeq, a predicted model, not a curated record